This is a messenger RNA of Gongylonema pulchrum, 519 nucleotides long. The record is from the annotation of a GenBank genome assembly. NCBI's taxonomy places the organism in Eukaryota, Metazoa, Nematoda, Chromadorea, Rhabditida, Gongylonematidae.
AUGACGCGGUUUCUGGUUCUUGAAGAAGCUUGUCUAAAACAAGGUUUCGAAAUAUCUGGUCAUCAACUAAGGCAUCAGAAUCGUUUGCUUGAUUUAUCGUUACCUGUGCGCCUCAGUGAUCUGCCCAAUAAUGCGACUGUUGAACUGAUACCAAGCACCCGCGGGAGUAUAUCUACAGAAGCGCAGAUUGCUUUGCAGCUCGCCGAUGGAUCACGUUUCAUUGGAACUUUUUCAAACAAAACAAAUUUGUUGGAUAUUCUUCAGAAAUUUUCGAAAGAAUCAGGAACUGACCUGGUGAAAUAUAGUGACGGCCGUAUCCCAUCCUGCACCUAUAUGAACAGAGAGCUCGCCGAUGGAUCACGUUUCAUUGGAACUUUCUCAAACAAAACAAAUUUGUUGGAUAUUCUUCAGAAAUUUUCGAAAGAAUCAGGAACUGACCUGGUGAAAUAUAGUGACGGCCGUAUCCCAUCCUGCACCUAUAUGAACAGAGAGGUCUUGAACGAACAUGCGAAAGAGUGA